Molecule: messenger RNA, 3250 nt
Organism: Chenopodium quinoa (quinoa)
Lineage: Eukaryota; Viridiplantae; Streptophyta; Magnoliopsida; Caryophyllales; Amaranthaceae
Product: F-box protein CPR30-like
Exons: 2
Coding region: 1902-3041 (379 amino acids)
Molecular function (GO): protein binding
Source: RefSeq, a predicted model, not a curated record
CCCUCCUUAACCACCACAAAUCACCGCAUACCCACCGCAAUUAACCACCUACCACAGCAAACACCAACCCCGAAAACCACCCUCCCUUACCUUUCACCCUCAAAACGACCAAAAAUCGGCCACGAAAGCCCUCGAUUAGUCGAUUUUGACCGCCGAUUUCGCAAAAUUGGGGGAAAUGGGAGUGGAUUUCGCGGUAGAUCGAGAAUGGGGGUGGAUUUUGCGGCGAUUAGGGAUGGUUUUUGUGGUGGUUUGGAGGGCUUAAGGUGGUUUUCGGGGAGGGAGAGGGGGUAAAGUGGUGGAUCGGCGAUCGAAGGCGUUGGUUUCGUCGGAUUUUGUUGAGGCAAUGGAUGCCGGCGGCAAUUGGCGGUUGAGGUCGUUGGUGCAGAGGUGGUGGGAGGGCUAGCCAUCUAGUACCAUCAGCGACGAUGAUGCAUAUUUUGUGGGUUAUAUGCGAGUCAGUCUUAAGAUCCAGAAAAUCCAACACUGUCAACCUCCUUACAUACGCUCAAGACUUAACAAGGCAGUCUCGAGCAACAGCCAUCACCUCAGUGUUUUGCUAGUGUUAGCUACAAUCUUAUUUUAAAAGACCACGGUCGUUCUUGUUGCUGUUGUCAUUGUUGUAUUGUCUUCAUUGUUGGUUCUACAGACUACAGAGGUUCGCCUUCUUCUACUGGGUAUGUUUUUUGAUAGAACACUAAAUAAUAAACUUGUUAUUUAGUGUAAUGCUGGUGUAUGUUGUAUAUGUAGUAUAUAUUGGUGACAAAAUAUUACUCAAUGGAAAAUUGCUGUUCAACAAAAUGCAUAUUAUCUCUAUGUUCAUGUUGUUGUACUAAAAGAAUAUUGUUAUUCAGGGCUGUCUAUGUCAACUGGCCGGCAAUCAAACAAAAAAUAAUUUUGAACUUUUAACCAAUUAAAAAAAUAAAGUAUUGCACAGGUUAUAGAAUUAUGGGUUACAAACUUACAAUUAUUGAAAUCCCCCUAAAUAAAAACUUAUUUAAAUGAAAAAGAGAGGAAGAAAAAGAGGGAGAAGCAGCCCCAAUACAAACCAAUGAGGUAACGCAAAUAUGCAAUGCCUACUGGUAAACUAGAAUGUAAAAGUUUUGUAAGUUAAUUGGCUCAAGCACACACAAACACACAUAAGCAUCGGAUGAGCUGGAGGGAGUACAAGCACCAGAGCUGCACUGUUCUGGAGGUCCAUCACCGGCACAUACAUCGCCCGACUAUAUACAAUCAUAGUCAUCUUUUGGCAUCAUGAUCAGUUGCCGGAGUAAGUCUAGGCUUUCUUCUUCAUAGAUUGAAUUAACCUCCUUUUCAACUCACUUCGCUUCCACCAUUGCUUUUGUUUUAGCUAGCAACAAGUCUUCUUUUGUUAUCUUUAUAAUGCCUCUUAGUUGUAGCUUCGCAUUUACGGCCUAGCAUCGCUUUUUUAGUGAUUUUUUGAAUGUGUCAACUUUCUUUUUUAAUAGGUGUUCUGUAUAAUUAGUGAGGAGCAUGUAUUAUGCUUACAUCCUGCCAUAUCUGCGAUAUUAUAUUCUUCUCUUCAUACUUACAUAGGAAGUGGUUGUUAUUGAGAUGAAUUUAUUAAAUGCAGUACCAUGCUCUCUAUACACAUGCUUAGGAUAAUAAAUUAUGCACAAUCUAAGUAGAAAGUCUGGAAACCUGCUGUUUUAACUAUUUUUAAUGUAGUCUUCAUUGACUUCAUAUAUGUUACUGUCAUAUCUGAGUUGGUACCAGCUGGUGAUUUCUCUAUCUUAUACCAAAACGUUUGUACAAUACUAUGGUUUCUUGUGCACAUACACACACAGAUUAUAAUCAUUUAUCGGUUCAUUAAUCAAUCCUCGUAACUGUUGAACCAAUCCGAUUUCUGGUAGAGGGAGAACAAUAGGGAGAACUUAUUUCUGAUGGCAUCUACUCCAGUGGAUAUAAUAGACAACGGUAUACUCCCACGCCUGCCUGCAAAAUCUCUUGUGCGCUUUAAGUGUGUAUCCAAAAAAUGGUUAGCCUUGAUUUCUAGCGAUGAAUUCAUACUCCGUCAUCUUGACUAUGUUCUCUAUUCCAACUCAAACCAACUCCUCAUCCUCACUGGUAAUGAUGGUUUCCUCUACUCAUUCAACUUGGAUUUGCCGAAAUCUCCUGCUGUCAAGCUGCCGAGCUUUGGGGAACAGCCCUUUGUUGUUGGAUCUUGUAAUGGAUUGCUUUGCAUCCAAAGUAUUAGGCCUUACUGUCUUUUCUUGCUUAAUCCUACGACUGGCAGCUACCGGCAAAUCCCUACUUAUUAUCCACCAAGAAGAUACACUGCUUUGAAUUUUGGGUUUGGGUAUGAUUCUAAUAAUGAUGAUUAUAAAGUUGUUAGAAUUGUUGACCAACAUCCUCGUGUCAUGGGGUUCUUCUUUCCUGAAACGGAAAGGAUAGUUCGUGUUUAUAGCUCGAGGGCAAAUUCAUGGGAAGAGAUGAAGUUGACUCCUCCUCAGGAUUCUAUGGGAGACCGCAAAAAUGGUGUCCUUGUAAACAACAAUCUGCUUCAUUGGAAGUUUUGGAGUUUAGAGGAAGGUAAGUAUCGGAUCUGUUGUUUCAAUCUUUGUGAAAAUAAAUGGACUCAUGAUGUCCCAUUGCCGGACUAUAUGGGUAAUGAUAUACGAGAUGGUUUGCUGGAUUUUGGGGUUUUUGAUGGAUGUUUAUACUUAUCAACAAAGAAUCUGCAACAAUCUGUUGUUGAUAUAUGGGUGAUGAAUGAUUAUGGUGUGAAAGAAUCUUGGGUUAAGCUGGUCCAAAUUUCAGAUUCACAUGUCUUUGGAUCAUUGCGAGUAUCACCUAUUGCUUACGACAGGCUUAACCAUCAGAUUUUGCUUAGAACAGCAAACAAAACUGAGCAUAAGAUCUUGUGGUAUGAUAUUAAAGGUGAAACAACAAAAAGUGCUGAAUUCAAUGGGGUUUCAUACUGUCUUGGGAUCGAUGUAUGUAAAAGCAGCCUUGUUAAUGUUCCUGGUGCCCAAAUUGGAACAUCAGAACAGAAGGAUGAGAAUGAAGGUAUGCAGAUUUGAUUCAACAUUACAUGUUAGAUCUGAUUUGUUAGCUUGAUCUUUUACUAGGAUUAUAUAACUUCCUGUCUCCGCUUUGAUAUGAGAUUGUUGACUUGAAUCUUACGCGAUUAAGCUCACGCAGCCUUAUUUGUGUUUGAUUAUGUAGUAUGAGCAAGUUCUGAAUCAUUUUACUCAGUGUUUUUAGUGUUUAUUUCAACUUAGUUUUUGUU